Molecule: messenger RNA, 2988 nt
Organism: Neoarius graeffei (lesser salmon catfish)
Lineage: Eukaryota; Metazoa; Chordata; Actinopteri; Siluriformes; Ariidae
Gene: cfap251
Product: cilia and flagella associated protein 251
Exons: 20
Coding region: 1-2931 (976 amino acids)
Cellular component (GO): sperm flagellum
Molecular function (GO): protein binding
Source: RefSeq, a predicted model, not a curated record
AUGGCAGAAUCGGACAGAGCGGAAAGCGAAAGUCUCGAUGAUGAAGAUGUCAGCGAGCAAAACUCUGUGGACGAGCAGGUGGAGAAGGAGCUGCAAAAACCCACUGAGAGCAAAGAAGGAGAGGAGGAAAGACCUGGACCGUCCAGCCAUGUGUACACAGCCACCUCACUGUUCCUCAAACCUGAAACGGAGAACCGCUUAAUAACUUAUCCAUUGACUCUGAAUUGGGCCUUCGGGAUCAACAAGUCUCUCCCUGUCUUCAGCCUCUCGGAUCAAGACGGACUUGCCAUCCUGUACGCUUGUUCUCAUGUAGCUGUCAUAUAUGACCACACGUCUAAUUCACAACAUCUGUUACAAGGUCACUGCAAACCCAUUUCUUGCCUGUGUGUCAGUGAGGACAGACGCUGGAUUGUGACUGCUGAAAAGGGCCACGAAAGUCUUAUGAUCAUAUGGGACUCAUACACAGGGAUCCCUGUUCGCACCAUCUUUGAUUGCCACCCUGAGGGUGGUGUAGCCACUGUGGCAUUGUCCAAGGAUUCAAAAUAUCUGGUGACUGUUGGAGGUGGAACAGUGCAGAAAGUUUGUAUCUGGGACUGGACUAAUGAGACUGAAGGUCCAGAAUGUCAGGUUGACAUCAGCCCAAAGCUUGGUUGCCAGAAACAUAUCUCAUUCAACCCUACUGACAGCUUUCAGCUACUCAGUAACAGUGCAAGUCAUGUUCUCUUUUACACCUGGGAUAAAGGAACUAUGCGAUAUGAAGUCCCUGAAAUCUUCAAGACAUUCAAAACACCAGUGGGUCACUUUAGUCAGUCUGUCUUCCAUGUUGGAGGCAUGCAGGCUUUCUCAUGUACACUGGCAGGGAAUAUCGUGGUGUUCGAUGUGCUGAGGUCAGGCACAGGACAACUGCAGGCAAUAAAAGCCACCAAAUUAAUUCCACUGCAGAAGGAUGGGAUUACUGUCAUGACAUGCUGUGACAGCUUUAUUGUGACAGGUGAUGUAAGAGGCCACAUCAAAUUCUGUGAUGAAAACUUCAAGAUCAUCAGAUGCUUUAAUGACUUCAAUUUGGAUCCCAUCACAUCCAUUUCCCUGUCGAAGGAAAUUCCUACCUCAAGCAGUGUUUCAAAUACAGAAGACUGCACCUUGAACACUGCACCAUUUGUCAGUAGAAAUAUUGUCUUUUCUACUGUGAGCGCAGCUGUGAUGCAUGUGAAUACACAAAGCAGAACUGUUCAGACUUUAAUGAAAGAGCAUCCUGAGCCACUGCAUGCAGUAGCCUGUCACCCUGAACAUCCUGUUGUCGCUAUGGGCAGCCAUAGUGGCAUCCUGAAUAUUUGGGACUAUGAGCACAAAGUGACUGUCUACAGCAAAAUAUUCCAUAAAUAUGAGCAGAUCCACUGCAUUACAUAUGAUCCUCAAGGCUUUCACUUGGCCGUAGGCUUUGUCAGCGGAGUUGUGAAAAUUCUGGAUCUAUGUACUUUAAAAGAAGAAGGAGAGAGGAGUUUUAAGUACAGUCAUGACUGCAUUACCCAUCUCGCUUUCUCCCACAACUCCUCCUACCUGGCUGCAGCGGACACUGGGAACGCUGUAAUGGUGUUUCAUGUUUGCCAGGAAGACUCUCAGUAUGUGUGGCAGUACCUCGGGAAGCAUCGCUCUCACUACAAGCCCAUUCAGGAUCUGCUGUUUGGGGUGUACCUGGACAGUACUAAGCCACGUCUGCUCUCCUUGGGCAUGGAUCGCAGACUAGUUGAGUAUGACCUGCAGAACAGCAAAAAGGAUGAGUUGUUGAUCCUCAGUUCAGAGCGCAUCGAGCAAAGUGCCAUACCCACGUGCAUGGCCUGGUAUCCACCAUUAACCAAAGAGCACUUCUUACUUAUUGCAUCUGACCUGUACAAACUGAAACUACUCAAUGUUACCACGAAGAUGUGCAGAAAAAUAGUCCUUGGGCCCACAUAUGGUUCUCCUCUAAAAAAGAUGCUGAUGCUGCCACCAUCUAAAGAUGGGAAUCCUAAUUCAUAUUACAUGGCUUAUAUAAUACAGGACAAGGUUGGGGUACAGAUACUUCCUCUUGAUGGUAACCCACACAAGUCCUCAGCACUGAUAUGCCAUCCUUCAGGGGUCUCGCAGCUGGCUUGCUCUCAUGAUGGCAGAUAUAUUUUCACUGCUGGUGGUGAGGACAGGACUGUCUUUUCAUGGGAGAUCAACUGUCUUGCGUUAGAGGCAACCGCUGGUUUGGGAGGAAAAGACCUGAUUCCGUUUUACACUCUUUUAGAAGGAGGAAGAGAUGGAGAGCUUUUUAAGGCCAUCAAGGAUUUAUUUUAUUACUGUCAGUUACGCAGUCAGGGCAUCGACUCGAUGGAAACCAGACAAGUGUCCACUCGUAUCCCCCUUUCUGAAGUUCCCUUUCUCAUCAGAGCGCUUGGCUUCUACCCAACAGAGCAAGAGUUGGAAGACAUACAGAAUGAGGUCAAAUUCAGUCGUUAUGCAGAGACAGGAAAGUAUGUGUCUGACAUUGACCUGGAGGAGUUUAUUAAGUUGUAUGUUAACCACCGGCCGGCCUUGGGACUCUCCAAGCAAGAUCUCUACAAGGCUUUCCAGUUGCUGGGCAUGCCAAAUGAAAAUGGCAAACCGGUUAUCACCCGAGAAGAGCUCCUAGAGUUACUCCAGGCCAGAGGUGAGCACAUGACGGAGGAGGAGUUGGUAGAAUGUUUUGUGACGUUGAUGGGCUUCAGCAUGGAAGCUGGGCAUUCUGAAACACAGGAAUCUGAGUGUAAAGACUCUGAGCCACUGUUGGAAAGCGAGUUACCCCCAAACAUCACCAUGGACACGUUUGCCACAGACAUCCUGCGAUUUCCCAUGAGUACUCAUGAGCUCCCUGCGGAACAGCAGCCCUCAUCCUCAAAAGCUUCUGAAGUCUCUUUUGAGACAGUGUGAUCAUGUUCAUUUUAGGGGUUACUUUAUACUGUAUGGAAUACUGCAGUAGUUAGAGGA